Mya arenaria is the source of this 2300-nucleotide messenger RNA. RefSeq names its product vesicular glutamate transporter 2-like. The transcript has 13 exons. Gene Ontology annotation, molecular function: transmembrane transporter activity. The record is from RefSeq and is a predicted model, not a curated record. Gene Ontology annotation, biological process: transmembrane transport; monoatomic anion transport. The coding region runs from base 824 to 1963 and encodes 379 amino acids. NCBI's taxonomy places the organism in Eukaryota, Metazoa, Mollusca, Bivalvia, Myida, Myidae.
CAUUGAUGUACACUGAACUCAUAAAUAUUUGUAUUUUAUGCAUUGCCAUUUAACGGAUCGUAUACUACUGGCAUUCCUCUAGGUUUUAGAUCCGUUACAUGAGGUAUAAGAUACAUGGUAGAUGUACACAACCCAUCUUUGUUUCUACAUUAUAACAUAUAAAUACAGACGUAUGCUUCAUUGGAGAACAUAUAAACGCGUCGUGAUCAUUCAACGGAAGAACGAAGAAGGAUGUGGAUCAUUUGAAACAGUUUCUUCAGUCGUAUAAAGCCUGUACAUAUCCCGUAUGGCAGAAGGGGCCCUUGAAACUGAAAAGGGGUUGUUGAAUGAAUCUAAGAAACCAAAGAAGGCCGCGUGUCUUUCAAAGAGAUGGACAAUUGCGUAUAUGGGUAUGUGGUUUGGUGUCCUGGGAUACGGGCUCAACACUAACAUGAGUGUUGCGAUAGUGUGCAUGGCCAGCACUACCCACAAUACGUCCUCCAGUGAUGUUACAUCGCCGCUCAGUGAAGGGAAUGCAACCGAUCUUUCUUUUCUCAAAAGUGGCAACUAUGACAUAGGGCACGCAGAAAUACACAAUGAAACUCAACUUAAGGAUAACGUUGACCAAUUAACCGAAAAAGGGAAUGAAAAAAAUCUUCUUACAAUCACUGUCAAUGUCGACAUGUUGCAAUGCGCUGAGAUCGGAUCAGAAUCUUAUAAAGAGAAUGCGGAAUUCUCAUGAGACAAAAGAACACAAUCGUUUAUACUAUCAGGAUUUUUCUACGGUUACAUCUUUGUCCAGAUCGUCGGUGGAUGGGCAGCGGGGCGAUUCGGUGGGAAGUUGAUGAUUGGUGCGUUUAUGGGGUUGGGGUCUCUCGUCACAUUACUCAUCCCAUCCCUUGCGAGGACCAGCCCGUACACAUUGGUUGCUGCAAGGGUCGUAAUCGGAAUAAGUGUGGGUCUAGCGCUACCGGGUUGGUUCAAAUUGACGGCUGUUUGGGCGCGUGAGAAUGAAAGAACGAGAUUCAUCUCGAUAGUAUGGUUCGGUCAGAUUCUUGGUGCAAUUAUUGGUUACACGUCAUCGGGUCUUCUCUGUGUGUAUGGAUUCGACAACGGAUGGGGGUCUAUAUUCUAUAUAUACGGUGCGUUCGGUGUACUUUUUGUUGUUUGUUGGUGGUUUAUCGUGCAAGAAACUCCAAGAAGUGACCUCAAAGACAAUGAAACAGAAAUACAGCUUUUGAGAAAGACUUUAGAUGAAUCCGUUAACAGAACCCCAGCAAAAUCAGGCAUUUCCCCAGUGCCUUGGCUGGAUAUCGUCACGUAUACACCAAUAUAUGGACCUCUGGUCGCACAUAUUUGUGACACGUGGACCUUUUACCUCAUUUUAUCGUGUCUCCCUCAAUAUAUCAAAGAAGUUCUAAAAUUUGACAUUCAGAGCAAUGGGGUCUUCUCGUCGCUGCCCUUCCUCAGUAUGAUGGUGGGAAUAGCUCUUUCGGGACUUCUUGCUGACCAAAUCAGGACGAGGAAACUACUUUCUAUCACCAAAAUAAGGAAACUUCUACAGACUGUCUCAUUUCUAGGCGUUGCAACAUGUAUAUCCGUCCCUGGUUUCCUUACCUGCGAGAAAAGGUAUCUCGUGAUUGUACUCCUGUGUCUGUGCACGUUCUUCGGAGGUCUUGGAGCAGCAAGUGGAUACCUAAGUACAUACGUCGAUAUGUCGCCCAGGUUUUCACCAAUUUUAUUCGGGAUCUCCAACACAAUUGCAUCCAUUCCUGGUAUAUUUGUUCCAUUGGUAGUGGCAGAAGUCACAAAAAAUCAAAGCAGUGAGGAGUGGCGUAUUGUCCUGUUGACUGCUGCUGGGGUUUCUGUAUUUGGUACAAUCGUGUAUGACCUCUUGGCUUCCAGUGAACUCGCUCCAUGGUCGGAUAGAAUGGAGUUUGAAAUCGAAAUUAGUCUGGACAAAGACCAAAUGUCUGAAUUAUGACAAUGAAGUGUAUCAGCGUGAUCUACACAUACAUUUGCAUGGUUCUUGAAAAGUGUCUUAUAUAUCUUGUUUUGGCCAAUUAAGACAAAAAACCUUUGAAAAGGUGAGAAUGGUUCGUUUUGAUAUUAUAUAUUAUGAAACGAUAUUGUGAGGUGGAUUUCCUUAUAAAAUAACACUAUGUGGCUAUUAUGAGCUCCGGAUAAAACAUGUUUUAGGUCGUAACUAGUUGCAUGGGCUCUUUAUAUUCCUUUCGGGUAAUAAAGGCAUUCUUAGGUCUUCUUUGUGUGAUUAUAAGUGAGAAAGUGUUCUUGACUAUUAUAAUAUCAGAAAAAAAUAA